AUGAGUGCAAGAAAACUACAACAAGAAUUUGACAAGCUAAACAAAAAGAUUUCUGAAGGGCUUCAAGCAUUUGAUGAGAUCAAAGAUAAGAUUAAUGCCACAGAAUCAGCUUCACAACGAGAAAAGUUGGAGAACGAUUUGAAGAAAGAGUUGAAGAAAUUGCAAAGACUGAGAGACCAGUUGAAACAAUGGUUAGGAGAUAGUAGCAUUAAACUAGACAAGAAUGUAUUGCAGGAGAAUCGUACUAAGAUUGAACAUGCUAUGGAUCAAUUUAAAGAAUUGGAAAAACUGCUGAAAAUAAAACAGUUUUCUAAUGAAGGGUUGGAGUUACAAAGCCAACAAAAGCGAUCACGAUUUGGUGAUGAUGCGAAAUAUCAAGAAGCUUGCACCUAUAUAAAUGAGGUUAUUGAACAAUUGAAUGGUCAAAACGAGGAAUUAGAACAAGAGUUAGAUUCGUUGAGUGGUCAACUGAAAAGAAAAGGAGGUAGUUCAAUACAGCUGUCUAUUGACGAUGUGAAAUACAAGAUAGAACGAAACAAUUCUCAUAUAUCCAAGUUGGAAGAAGUUUUGGAGAAUUUGGAUAACGACAAAUUGGACCCAGCCAGAAUCGAUGAUAUUAAAGAUGAUUUGGAUUAUUAUGUUGAGAAUAAUCAAGAUGAGGAUUAUGUCGAAUAUGAUGAAUUUUACGAUCAGUUAGAAGUGGAUGAAGAAGAUGAUGUUGAAGUUCAAGGGUCAUUGGCACAGAUGGCUGCUGAAACCGAAGAUGAAAGGAGGAGAGACGAGGAAAGAAAAAGGGAAGAAAAAGAGAAAGAGAAGCAACAGCAGAAUCCACCAAGGACGUCUUCUUCCGUGUCCAGCUCCAGUAGUAGUAAUCAAAAUAAUAUUGGCAAUAAUACUCCUCCUGCAACUCAAAUAAAGCCAUCAGUAGUGACAGUGGCAGCAAUUGGGGACCAAAACAAUAACAGUGCGUCAUCGGCAUCUUCAACAUCAACGCCUGUGAAGAAGUUGAAACCUACACUUGCUCCAGCACCUGCACCACCACCAAUAACAAGUGCAACUUCGUAUUCAAAUGCUAUAAAGGCAGCACAGACAGCUAGCACAUCAUCCACUUCCAAUUCUUCUAUUGCUCAUACUGCUAAUGAUAACAACAACACAAACAAAGGCAACCGUUCAGUAUCACCUCUUGCUUCUACCGAUAAUCAUACUCAUGCACCAGCAGCAGUGUCCACCCCAGUUAAAGUUUUACCGCCUGGGUUAAAUCACGAUACAUCCAUGAAUUCUACCUUGAGGUCAGAGUCAUCAUCACCAUUAGUUGGUCAUGCCAAGGUUAAUAAUAACCAUGAGUUACAGAUUAGCAGAUCACAACUGCCAAUGGUUUCUAAUGAGAAUAAGGUAUUUAGUGAUACCAUUUCUCGAAUUGUUAAUGUUGCUCACAGCAGACUAAAUGACCCAUUGCCCUUACAGUCAAUAACUGGGCUAUUAGAGACCUCCUUGUUAAACUGUCCCGAUUCGUAUGAUGCUGAAAAGCCAAGACAGUAUAACCCAGUUAACGUCCACCCGUCACUGAUUGAUUAUCCACAAGAACCAAUGUAUGAGUUGAAUAGUAGUCAUUACAUGAAAAAGUUUGAUAAUGAUACUUUGUUCUUUUGCUUUUAUUAUGGCGAUGGCAUAGAUAGCAUUUCGAAAUACAAUGCAGCCAAAGAAUUGUCGAGACGUGGGUGGGUGUUUAACACUGAAUUUAGUCAAUGGUUUUCCAAAGACAGUAAGAAUGGAGGCAAGAACCGGUCAAUGUCUGUGAUACAAAGAGAAGAAGAAAAUGGUAAUAUUAUCGGAGACAACAGCAAUGGUAAUGAGGAAUUACGCGAGAAGAUUGAUGAUAAUGGCGGCAUUCCAAGUAAUUACAAGUACUUUGACUAUGAAAAGACAUGGUUAACACGUCGAAGAGAAAACUAUCAAUUUGCUACUGAAAACAGACAGAUUUUCCAAUGA
Messenger RNA from Candida albicans SC5314, 1989 nucleotides. It is a transcript of the gene NOT5, whose product is annotated as CCR4-NOT core subunit. Gene Ontology annotation, biological process: regulation of DNA-templated transcription; nuclear-transcribed mRNA poly(A) tail shortening. The transcript has a single exon. NCBI's taxonomy places the organism in Eukaryota, Fungi, Ascomycota, Pichiomycetes, Serinales, Debaryomycetaceae. The record is from RefSeq and is a predicted model, not a curated record. Gene Ontology annotation, cellular component: nucleus; CCR4-NOT core complex; P-body. The coding region runs from base 1 to 1989 and encodes 662 amino acids.